This is a messenger RNA of Wallemia ichthyophaga EXF-994, 948 nucleotides long. RefSeq names its product WHI2-like protein P4H10.16c. The coding region runs from base 1 to 948 and encodes 315 amino acids. The record is from RefSeq and is a predicted model, not a curated record. The transcript has 2 exons. Lineage: Eukaryota; Fungi; Basidiomycota; Wallemiomycetes; Wallemiales; Wallemiaceae.
AUGGAUACAGGAAAUGGCGUUGAUCUCAGCUCGCAGCUGGUCAUGAAAUUAAAUUUAGAUCUCAGAGGACACUCAUUCGUCGUCGAGCGCGAUCAGCUGAUGAAUAUGCCUGAAUCGGUGCUGCUAUGUCUAUUCCCGAAUGGGUUGGUACUAUCGAAGCCACCUAACACGUCUACUUCUGAGGAGGAUGAGAGUGUAGAGGAUGACAUAUACUAUGUGGAUUUCGAUCCUGAGUGCUUCAGAUACGUAAUCGAUUUCUUCAAACAAGCAGCGACAGAUUUCUACGGCACAGCCACAAGUCCCGGCACAAUACAGUAUCAUCAGUCGUUAAUCACACCCUCGCCCAACGGGACAUACGACACGCAAUGGGCAUACGAACUCGCUAACAAUCCCCUUCUCACUAAGCAGGCUGUCAUAGUUUUGAGGGAGGAGCUCGAGUAUUUUGUCAUUCCGCAGCGCGAUUCCCCCGCGCGGACACUGGAGAAUGGUACACCGAAUGAGGCGCUAUUCAAAUUAAAGUUGGAUGCUGGGCACAGUUUGCACCAGAGGCAGAAGAUAUUCACUGCGUUGCAGCGUAAUGUGAACAAGGAGAAUAACGUAGCGGAGCAACAUCUUAUUGAUAUGUUGUGCAUGUCGGGUUUUAGCAGAGACGAUAAAUGGGGGUACAGAGCGCUGGAGCCGGCGAGAUGUUGCAUUACGUCCAUCGCUCUCGUCUUGCUCAACACUGGUAUCAUUGCGGGGCCGGAUAAAGAGGCGAAAAUCGAUAACAACCAGAUGAUGACGGCGCAGAAACUUCUCCUAUUUUGGCGUAAACCAGCUAGGAAAUGCUGGUGGGAUGGAAUCGAUAUUGAUCUCAGCAGGGGUGAGGAGGAUGAUGAUAAAGAGUCGCAGAAUAAAGUCAAGGUUUGGUCGAGAAGAACGUGGACGCUUGAGACAAGCAUAUUUUAG